Molecule: messenger RNA, 1946 nt
Organism: Oncorhynchus gorbuscha (pink salmon)
Lineage: Eukaryota; Metazoa; Chordata; Actinopteri; Salmoniformes; Salmonidae
Gene: puraa
Product: purine-rich element binding protein Aa
Exons: 3
Coding region: 381-1238 (285 amino acids)
Biological process (GO): regulation of transcription by RNA polymerase II
Cellular component (GO): nucleus
Molecular function (GO): DNA-binding transcription factor activity, RNA polymerase II-specific; RNA polymerase II transcription regulatory region sequence-specific DNA binding; purine-rich negative regulatory element binding
Source: RefSeq, a predicted model, not a curated record
UACGUGCGUCCCUCUCCAUGCCACGACUCGCUGUUUCGUUCCAUCUUGUGAAGCCGCGAUUCACUGACAGUAGGCCUACAAGGAGUUAUUCACCUUUGUCGUUUUAGUGUCUGUCUGCGACGAGACUACACCGAGGCUGUUCAGGCGCUCUGCCUGUAAACUAAGCGGGCGUUUUGGACCAAGCAUCCCGGGCCAAAAGAUCAAAGAACGUCUAUUAUGACGUCUAAUAUUGACCUAUGAUCCAAGACGAACACACAAAAUAAAAAUCCAGCAGACAGCGUCUGAAAAUGCAACUGUAACUCCAGAGGAAGAUCUCGCGAGAGUGGUGGCGUGGCUGGCUGUGUGGUUGCAGUAGACAGAGGGAGAAGGCAGGCAGCAUCAUGGCGGACAGAGACAGUGGAAGUGAGCAGGGAGGAGCAGCCACGGGCCCGGGCGUCGGUUCCAUGCACCCAGUGACAGGAGGGGCGGGCUCGGCUUCCGGGCUGCAACACGAGACGCAAGAGCUGGCGUCGAAACGAGUUGACAUUCAAAAUAAACGUUUCUAUCUGGACGUGAAGCAGAACGCAAAAGGCCGCUUCUUAAAGAUAGCUGAAGUCGGGGCCGGGGGAAACAAGAGCCGCCUCACUCUCUCCAUGUCAGUGGCAGUCGAGUUCCGUGACUACUUAGGGGACUUCAUCGAACAUUAUGCCCAAUUAGGUCCGAGCAAUCCGGACAUCGCACAGGAUGAGCCGAGGCGAGCACUUAAAAGCGAAUUCUUGGUCCGGGAGAAUCGGAAGUACUACAUGGAUCUGAAAGAGAACCAGAGAGGCCGGUUUCUGAGGAUUCGACAGACCGUGAACCGGGGGCCCGGUUUAGGAUCCACGCAAGGCCAGACAAUUGCUCUGCCUGCACAGGGACUUAUUGAGUUUCGUGACGCUUUGGCAAAACUCAUUGAUGACUACGGAGUAGAUGACGAACCUGCCGAGUUGCCAGAGGGGACCUCCUUGACAGUGGACAACAAACGCUUUUUCUUCGACGUGGGCUCCAAUAAAUACGGAGUGUUCAUGCGGAUAAGCGAGGUGAAGCCAACAUACCGCAACUCUAUCACGGUGCCCUACAAAGUGUGGUCCAAAUGUGGAAAUACGUUCUGUAAAUACGCGGAGGAGAUGAAGAAGAUUCAGGAGAAACAGCGGGAGAAAAGGGCAUGUGAAAUGCAGCAACAAGAGGAGAUGCAUGCUGAUGAUGCAGACGAGGAUUGAUAUAUAGAGCAAAAACAUGCAAGAAAAUCAUCGAAAUAACAAAAAGAGAAAUGAUAAUAACUUUACUGUAAAAAGAAAUAAAUCUAAAGAUUUAACUGUAACUGUUUAACUCCAAGGGAGCACCACCCACAAAAAAAAUAAACCUCCACAAACUGACAGUUAUGACAUGCUGUCACCCGUCGCUGGAUGUUACCCACUUACCCACCAUUAAUACAGUAAGCGGCUGCUAAACAAAGUAAUAACGUUAUAUAUGAACCGUGUUUCCUACUUGAUGAUAAAGAACUGAGUGUUUAUUUCUCUUAUUAACCAAUAACUUUUGUACACGUUAAAGAUAUUAUUAGUGUUUGCAAUGUUCAAAUGGAAUUAUUGCCGAGUUAUGAGAAACAAGUCCUUUUCAUUUGACUUCAGCACAAAAUCAGAUAUUUUAGUUUUUUUAAACCAAAAUGUAAAACCUUUUUAAGAGGUUGACAUAGUGUAGGUCUACUUGCCACCCUAUUUACUUGUACCUGUGAGUAGAGUUUACACAUAAGUCAUAUGAGGACUAGGCCUGCUUUGGAAUUUUGUUUAGAUGUCAUGCAGUCUGUACUUUUUUCAAUGUCAUGCAACGAAAUAAGUGCUCUCUCUCUCUCUCUCUCUCUCUCUCUCUCUCUCUCUCUGUCUCUCUCUCUCUGUCUCUCUCUCUCCUCUGUCUCUCUCUCUCCUCUGUCU